GCCCUGUAGAUGUACACAAACACAAUGGAGGACAACAUACUUUCGGUCACUGCCGAGUUCUCGCUUGAGAAAGAGGAAAAAGUUACUGAAACAGAAGAAAUCACUGGCAACCGUGAAAUUCACGCCAAACUUACGUUUACGAAAGAACAGGAAAAUGAUUUGCGCCAGGCAUUUAAUCUGUUGGAUUACAAUGGAGAAGGGAAAAUUAACGCUCAAGAUUUUCGAGUCGCUAUAAAAGCUCUUGGUUACGAACCAACGGCCGAGGAGCUGCAGCACAUGAUCAAUGGCGUAGACAAGGGUGGCUCCGGAAAACUGAGCUUCGAGAAUUUCCAGACGCUUCUCAUGCGUAAAGUCAUGGCGCUGGACACUGACGGGGACAUCAUGAAAAGUUUUCGUCUCUUUGACAUCGAUGACUCUGGGGUCAUAAGUUUCGAGAAUUUGAAGACGGUCACAGAGAUUCUAGGCACAUAUCUUACGGAUGAAGAAAUUGAAGAGAUGAUGGACGAUGCCGAUAAAGAUUACGAUGGAUUUGUCUCAGUGCACGAAUUCAUGAAGAUGAUAAAGAGCAGUGUUGAUAUUGUGACUCCUUGAUUCCAUUUUAGAAUUAAUUUUAAUACAUU
Cydia strobilella is the source of this 620-nucleotide messenger RNA. RefSeq lists its product as uncharacterized. Gene Ontology annotation, molecular function: calcium ion binding. The coding region runs from base 10 to 591 and encodes 193 amino acids. The record is from RefSeq and is a predicted model, not a curated record. The transcript is spliced from 5 exons. Lineage: Eukaryota; Metazoa; Arthropoda; Insecta; Lepidoptera; Tortricidae. Gene Ontology annotation, cellular component: myosin II complex.